This is a messenger RNA of Ceratitis capitata (Mediterranean fruit fly), 2628 nucleotides long. It is a transcript of the gene Cpsf73, whose product is annotated as cleavage and polyadenylation specificity factor 73. Gene Ontology annotation, molecular function: 5'-3' exonuclease activity; RNA endonuclease activity; RNA binding. Lineage: Eukaryota; Metazoa; Arthropoda; Insecta; Diptera; Tephritidae. The coding region runs from base 451 to 2505 and encodes 684 amino acids. Gene Ontology annotation, cellular component: mRNA cleavage and polyadenylation specificity factor complex. The record is from RefSeq and is a predicted model, not a curated record. The transcript is spliced from 7 exons. Gene Ontology annotation, biological process: mRNA 3'-end processing by stem-loop binding and cleavage.
GAGAGCGUCAUAAACCCAUAGACGUCCAAAACAUUUAGCUCCAAAUUUUACGAAAUUUCUCGCAUAAGCAACUCGGACAGCAACGCAACGCCAGAAGUUAGCCAACUGUCAUGCUUUUGCGCCCGUUAAUUUGCUCAUUUGAAUUUCUAUUUAUUUUAUUUUUUCCCCUCGAAUUACGAAAUUUACUAAAUAACUUGAUAAUUAUACCAAUUUGAUUUCUAGUUUUCUUUGUCAAAAUGUUCACUAGUUAAAAAAUGUCAGUUGGUAUAUAUUUGUAAUUGAUUGAAUACUGUAACCUUUUCAAAGUUGUCGAACAGCUGUUGUUGACAUUUUACGAUGUUUCUCAUAUGAGCGUUUGGCGUCCAUAAUCCUCAUAUUCCUAUUUCUACAUUUUGUAUAACGCGUGUUUUUACUAAAAGUUCUUAAAUAUUAAGAAACUUAAUAAAAAAAAUGUCACAAAGAAAUGAUGAGAGGGUUCCAGCAGAAGAAAGUGACCUAUUACAAAUAAAACCACUUGGUGCCGGUCAAGAAGUUGGAAGAUCUUGUAUUAUGUUGGACUUUAAAGGAAAGAAAAUUAUGCUUGACUGUGGCAUACAUCCAGGUUUAUCCGGAAUGGACGCAUUACCGUAUGUGGAUUUAAUAGAAGCUGAUGAAGUUGAUCUCCUCUUCAUAUCACAUUUUCACUUGGAUCACUGUGGCGCCCUGCCAUGGUUUCUUAUGAAGACGAGCUUCCGUGGUAGAUGUUUUAUGACGCACGCCACAAAAGCUAUAUAUCGUUGGAUGUUAUCGGAUUAUAUAAAAAUUAGUAAUAUUUCCACUGAGCAGAUGCUCUACACGGAAGCUGAUUUGGAGGCAUCGAUGGAAAAGAUAGAAACAAUCAAUUUUCAUGAGGAACGCGAUGUAAUGGGUGUUCGUUUCUGUGCUUAUAAUGCAGGGCACGUUCUCGGAGCUGCUAUGUUUCUGAUUGAAAUUGCGGGCGUAAAAAUUUUAUACACUGGCGAUUUUUCCCGACAAGAAGAUAGACAUUUAAUGGCAGCCGAGAUCCCUCCCAUUAAACCAGAUGUACUCAUAACUGAGUCUACAUAUGGCACUCAUAUUCACGAAAAACGUGAAGAUCGUGAAAAUCGAUUCACUUCAUUAGUGCAAAAGAUUGUACAACAAGGUGGACGCUGUUUGAUACCUGUUUUUGCUUUAGGACGUGCCCAAGAAUUGCUACUUAUAUUGGAUGAAUAUUGGUCGCAAAAUCCCGAAUUGCAUGAGAUACCCAUUUACUAUGCCUCAUCAUUGGCUAAAAAAUGUAUGGCGGUGUAUCAGACCUAUAUUAAUGCAAUGAACGAUAAAAUUCGACGUCAAAUCGCUGUGAACAAUCCAUUUGUAUUUCGGCACAUAUCCAAUCUGAAGGGUAUAGAUCACUUUGACGAUAUCGGGCCAUGUGUAGUAAUGGCCUCGCCUGGUAUGAUGCAAAGCGGUUUAUCACGAGAACUAUUCGAAAACUGGUGCACAGAUCCAAAGAAUGGUGUCAUCAUUGCAGGUUACUGCGUUGAGGGCACCUUGGCUAAGUCCAUACUUUCUGAGCCAGAAGAAAUAACUACCUUGGCUGGGCAAAAGCUACCCUUAAAUAUGUCUGUGGAUUAUAUUUCAUUCUCCGCCCAUACUGAUUACCAACAAACUAGUGAAUUUAUACGUUUACUAAAGCCGCAACAUGUGGUAUUGGUGCAUGGAGAACAGAAUGAAAUGUCUCGUCUAAAAAUGGCUCUGCAACGAGAAUAUGAGGCUGAUACUUCUACCACCAUAAAAUUCUAUAACCCCCGUAACACACAUUCCGUUGAGCUGUACUUCCGUGGCGAAAAAACAGCCAAAGUUAUGGGCAAUUUGGCGGCGACCAAGCCGGAGGCGGGCAACAAAUUAUCCGGAGUCCUCGUGAAGCGUGACUUUAAAUACCACCUUCUUGCUGCCUCUGAUCUAUCUAAAUACACCGACAUGAGUAUGUCCGUUGUAACACAAAGACAAUCCAUUCCAUGGAAUAGUUCAUUAGGUACCCUAAAACUACUUCUAGAUCGAAUUGGUGGUGUUGGUACAACGGAGAUUUUAGAAGAAGAGAAACGUUUACGUGCAUUUAAAUGUAUAGACUUAUUAGUAGAGGGUAAAAUCAUUAUAAUGGAAUGGCAAGCUACACCUGUAAACGAUAUGUUUGCCGAUUCAGUAUUGGCCUGCGUAAUGCAAACAGAAAUGGGUGGUACAAAUAUUAAGGGUGCUUCAACAACAUCCAAAUCAGAUAACACGCAUUUCAGAGAGUGUUUGGUAGAAACUCUGCAGGAUACAUUUGGCGAGCAUUCCGUGCCAAAAAUGUUCAAAGGUGAUCUCUUGCCAGUUACGGUAGCAGGAAAACGGGCCGAAGUCAACUUGGACACAUUACAAGUGCAUUGUCCGGAAGAUGAAAAUUUGCGGCAAGUGGUCAAUACAGCGGUACAAAAAUUACAUCAAGCACUGGUCACUCAUUCUUGAGUUUCAAAUAACAAAUAUUUUAUAAAUCGAAUGUUACAGUUUUUAUUGUGUCUGAAAUGUCCGAAGUAUCUAUAACUCACAUAGUACUAGGUGGUUUUAUUAAAUAAAAUAAAAAUUUAGCCA